AUGGCGGACUCGGAGCUGCAGCUGGUGGCGCGGUGGGUCCGCAGCUUUCCUGACUUCCCCAUCCUGGGCGUGCUGUUCAGGGACAUCUCACCCCUCCUGAAGGACCCCGACUCCUUCCGCACCUCCAUCAGCCUCCUGGCAAACCACCUGAAGAAGACCCAUGGCAGCAGGAUCGACUACAUCACAGGCCUGGACUCCCGCGGCUUCCUCUUCAGCCCCUCCCUGGCCCAGGAGCUCGGCCUGGGCUGCGUGCUCAUCCGGAAGCGGGGAAAGCUGCUGGGCCCCAAGCUGUCUGCCUCCUAUGCCCUGAAGUAUGGAAAGGCUGAGCUGGAAAUCCAGAGCGAUGCCCUCGAGCCGGGGCAGAAGUUGGUGGUCAUGGACAACCUGCUCGCCACGGGCAGAACCAUGUGUGCCGCCUGUGAGCUGCUGGGCCAGCUGCAGGCUGAGGUGCUGGAGUGCGUGACCCUGGUGGAGCUGACCUCGCUGAAGGGGUGUGAGAAGCUGGCACCCGUGCCCUUCUUCUCCCUCCUGCAGUACGAGUGA
Messenger RNA from Choloepus didactylus (southern two-toed sloth), 543 nucleotides. RefSeq names its product adenine phosphoribosyltransferase-like. NCBI's taxonomy places the organism in Eukaryota, Metazoa, Chordata, Mammalia, Pilosa, Megalonychidae. Bases 1 to 543 code for a protein of 180 amino acids. Gene Ontology annotation, biological process: adenine salvage; AMP salvage. The record is from RefSeq and is a predicted model, not a curated record. The transcript has a single exon. Gene Ontology annotation, cellular component: cytoplasm. Gene Ontology annotation, molecular function: adenine binding; adenine phosphoribosyltransferase activity; AMP binding.